Spea bombifrons (plains spadefoot toad) is the source of this 763-nucleotide messenger RNA. RefSeq names its product lymphocyte antigen 6E-like. Bases 153 to 527 code for a protein of 124 amino acids. The transcript has 3 exons. The record is from RefSeq and is a predicted model, not a curated record. Lineage: Eukaryota; Metazoa; Chordata; Amphibia; Anura; Pelobatidae.
AACCUAACCUCAAUGACGCGCGUUUUCCAGCAGCCGACGUCUGUCCCAUUUGGAAUCCCAUUGUAUUUAUAGAGUGCAAGCUCCCCGGCCCAGAAGCCCUUAUAUACGAAUCCAGAGCUGGGGAAGAAUUCACUGGUUCCAGGUCACUCAUCAUGGACGCCACCAAAGUCAUUCUCCUGCUGGCCGCCCUCUGCGUUGGGACGGCCGUUACCCUCCAGUGUUAUACCUGCACAGACCAGUCCAGUAACACCAACUGCAUGACUGCAACCAACUGCUCCGCAUCCAGCACUUACUGCAAGACCUCGGUGAUCUCCGGCGGAAUCGGCGGUCUGUCAGCCGCCACCAUCACCAAGUCCUGUGAAUCCGCCUGCGUGGCCACCAGUUUUAACGUGGUGGUGGUCUCGACGUCCGUGUCCUGCUGCGGCACUGACUUGUGUAACACCAGCGGGGCCGGCAGCGUGAGAUCCGGCUCCAGCCUCCUCGCCCUGGGGUUCCUCUUCGCUCUGACGAGAAGCUUUUCUCUGUGAUGUCACCGAGAGACUGGAUGGAAUUCCUGACAGGAAGUGGAUCCGGCGCGUUCGGCCCAGAAGAGGAAGUCCGGGUCACGCGGCUUUGCUAAUUUUUGCGGGACGCUCACGAGGACUGUAUGAUGCGUGUGGUCACCACUAAAACCCCGUCCUUCCUUCCGCAUUGUAAAUUUAACCCCUUAACGGGGUAACGCUGAAAUGUUCUCACUUUCUUAAUAAAGAUUAUUUUAUAACAA